Pomacea canaliculata is the source of this 4767-nucleotide messenger RNA. RefSeq names its product G-protein coupled receptor 52-like. NCBI's taxonomy places the organism in Eukaryota, Metazoa, Mollusca, Gastropoda, Architaenioglossa, Ampullariidae. The transcript is spliced from 5 exons. Bases 1344 to 2435 code for a protein of 363 amino acids. Gene Ontology annotation, cellular component: membrane. The record is from RefSeq and is a predicted model, not a curated record. Gene Ontology annotation, biological process: G protein-coupled receptor signaling pathway. Gene Ontology annotation, molecular function: G protein-coupled receptor activity.
UGUUUUGUGUGCGUGUUUUCGUCAGUCGCUGUGUCCGCCGAAAAGUUCAAGGUCUCUCGGGCCACGAUCGAACUCGCCUUGCCCGCCCUCAUCGGUCCUGGCGACAGCUUCCUCCCUCCCUUCUUCAUCAGCCCGUCUGUCGUGUGCAUUGUUCAUUUGCCAGCUAGUCUGAUUGGACUGGAGCUUGGCUGCGGAGCUUGCUCGACCAUGAAAUCCCAGCUCUCCUCAAUCCUUCUUUCUCUCCAGCAAAGAGUUUCUCUUCGCUCACUCCUCCUCCCCGUUAAUUAGAAGUGAACGCUUCUCCUAGGCUCGGUUACCUACGUCUGUUGUCCACGCGACGAACGGUGGAGUACAAGAGAGAGAGAGGGAGGGAAGAAGGGGUUGCAUUGCCACCGACAGAGGUCGCUAGCUGCGUUUCGUCAGUCAAGGUGGCGGCGCAUGCACACGGCGUCAGAACAUCCCCACAUCCCCACAAUCCCCCUCCCCAACCAAGAAGAAGGGGGAAGUACUCCAGGAACGCCUGUUGGUACGCGGCAGAGCAACCCUCAUCCACCCACCUCUUCCAUUCCGCUUGUCGGUAACGGCGCGGCGUGCUGGAUGCCGUGCUGGGGUCAGAUGUUGUCGUGUCGCUGUUUGCUGCAGUGCGUCGUGGAGAACAACCCCGACGUUGGUGCUUGUUCACGAGUUCAAACCCUGCCGAUGACGAAGAGAUCGAGGACAGAGACAAGCAAUCUAGUGACAGUCUUUACAUGCCCUCGUUAGAUGAGGACGAUGAUGGUCUUGGAGUCGCGGCGACCACGCAGCUGGUCUUCUCACAAUAAGUGCUGAUGUUGUGAAGGGGAAAACAACGGACGCACGUGCUGAUGCUCAGCGCCUCCCGAAAGAAGCAAGCCUGGCGUGACGUCACUCUCCGAGGGGAAAGACUUGACAGAGGUUGUCGCUGCUGUCAUUCCACACAACACCAUUCUCUCCAUUAACUGAGCAGAUUUGUCAAAGACUGACAUCGAUAACUACGAAAAGAACUCAUAGGGAAGAAACAAAAAGGCAUCAUGGUGAAUCAAGACGGCUUCUGAUUGCUUUUAAUCUCCUUCCACCUCAUUUUCUCAAAGAAUCCGAGGUGAGAUCUUUCUACAGGUCAGCUCAGUGUCUUGACAACUGCUGUCACGUGUGUUGUUUCCGAUGCCUCAACAGAAGCUGUAUCGUCAAGUGAUGCAUUUUGACAACAGGCAGACGUCUACCCCCCUCUAGCCUUGCAUUCUUAUUGGCUGUAACUUCCGGACGUUAAAACAAAGACUUAAAUCUUCAAAAGGCGUCUUCGCUCUUUCCCGCCCGUUAUCGUUGCCAUGGAGACCGCUGUUCAAAGCCUCCCGCCAGGUAAUGGCGACUACAGCGUGCUUAACGUGGACCUAGCCCACGGAGAAGUGAAGGGGGCCGCCUCCAUGGGGCCUCCCCCCGUCGGGUCGGAGGACGAUCACGUGAUGUUCACCUUGGAGACGUUCGUGACGAUGAUGACGACGAUCGUGUGCGUAGUCGGCAACGCCCUCAUUCUGGUUGUCGCCUCCUGGACCAGCGCCUUCGACAACUUUAACCGCUGCUACCUGUACUCGUUGACCUCCGCUGACCUCCUCAUGGGCCUGUUCGUGACCCCCUUCUGUAUCUUCAACACCAUGUAUGGAAAGUUCAUCUUCAGCUCCGACAUGUUCUGCUGCGUGGAGGCUUACUUGAUGACCCUCUUCAUCAUGGUGUCCAUGAUCUGCAUGACGUACAUGAACGUCGACCACUACGUGGCGGUGCGAAAGCCUGACCGUUACGGCGUCAUGAUGUCCUUCAACCGCUCCCUGUGCUGGAUCGUCCUCACCUGGAUCAUCGCCACCUCCUUCUGCUGCCCACCGCUCUUCUCCAUGCAGAGGGCGUUCUACUACCGCGAGGCGUUCAUCUGCAUCAUCGACAGCCGCUACCAGCAGGCGUACUUCAUGACGGUCAUGCUGCUCGUCACGCUGCCGGUCGUCGUCGCCAUCUUGGUCACCAGCCGUUAUCUCUUCACCACCGCCUUCCAGGACCAGAAAAAGUUCUACGUGAAAGUGUACGAGGACUUCUCGGAGCGUUCCUGGAACUACUACAUCAGCUUCGUCAUCAGUUCUCUCUUUCUGGUCACGUGGCUGCCCUUCACCGUGGUACGCCUCAUCGAGCACAACAGCCAAUGGCGGCGCGAGGACAUCCCACGUGAGCUGCACUUCUUCAUCGUGUGGUUCGGCCUCAGCAACUGCUUCACCAAGUUCCUCGUCUACCUGCUGAUGAGUCCGCGCUUCCGCAAGGGUCUGCGAGAGGUCUGCGGUCUGGAGGAGCCGCGCGAGUACGCGCUGUGCCAGACGCAGUGCAACAGCUCCGAGUCCAUCAGCUCCAACAUCAUCAUCGACCCCGUGCAGCCCAAGUAGCUGACAACGUCACUUCCUGUCCUGCGCACUGGAAACUUCUUCCGGUGUCGUGGCGGUUUCUUUUGGGCACCAAACUUACAGACUAACACCUUGAGGUUCCAGAAUCUGUUUGUCGGCGAAAAGUGACUGAGGAAUUAUCUUUAAUAUACUUUAUUCCGGAAACUGGCGACAAGUCAACAAAAAUCGAGAUGUUUAUGAAGCUUUGUGUCCUAGCAACAGUGCUGAGGGCACUGAUCCAAACAUUGUAAGGAGAAGAAAUACUGUUUAUUUCUGAGCUAGAUACAUGUAACAUGUUAAUUACAUAUAAUUACACAUAUCCAGGGCGAAAAAUAAAUGAUAAACAUCUUCCACUUCCCACUGAUAACUCAUUCAAUAACUUUAUGCAUGCCAAGCUUAAAAUAGUAUUAUACAUCAGCACUCGUCCUGAAAAUACAAAAUUAAUCUCUCUCAAGUUAAGGAUUCAUUUUCUCUCCCUAUUUCUGAAUCCACCUAGUGUUUGCGGCACAGAAGAGUGUCUUGUUAGUGUAUGUCUAAGCUUUCCAUAUUACAACACUUUUUAAUAUUGAAUUUCAUAUUAAUAAUGACAUUAUUACUAUUAUUUAUGCUUUACAUGUACUCUUAUUAUAAGAUCUUUACAUAUCUGCAAAUACGCGGAUGUCAUAAACCAGUCUUUUGCAUCUUGUUAAGCUCGGCGAGUCACAGCACUUUCUAAAUUAAUGUUUAUUUACAUUCUAGACAUAUUGUCACAUAUCACAGUGAUGUCUUCUUUGUACAGUAUACCUCACACGAUUUUGCUGUUCAUCUGUGUGCCAUCCAUCAGUUUGUUAAUUACUGGUAAUUGUGAUACGAUGCUGGUUCAAUGAAAUUAAAGACGCUUAAAUACAUAUAUAUCCAAUAAGUGCAUCAAGUGAUGUAGAAUCUACUAAGCUUAUUGAGGGCUUUAGUACCUGUGUCUUUGAACUUUGCCACCAUGUGUCUCAGUGUAGUGGGCUUCAGUCUACAUCAACACACAAACAUAUCUUGCCAACAGUCGUGUCGUCCAGGUGACAAGUCUUGCCAUUGCACGAUGAGUCAUUCUGUACUUAUUGUUUUACAUUACAAUAUGCCUUUCGUUCAGCCUCUACAAAAGAAUGGCUUUUAUUUUGUUUGCUGUCAUCGACAUUUUAAAAUAGAGUAUUCGACAUGCAUAGACUUUUAAAAAAAUAUUAUCCAUUUGUCCUGGUGGCAUCAUCUGAAUGUGAAAGUCACGUGCAGUGGUAGACUUCCGCGGUUUGCAAGAGUGCACUUCGGGAACAAUCCUUCCAACCAUUAUUGUUGCAGCUGCUAUCGACAUCAAUCAGUCGGAUGCCGACAAGCCAUUCUUGUGCCAGACUUCAGUCCAUCGAUCAGACCAAUUCACCACCAGCGAUCUGCGCCCAGAGAAAUAGUUCCAUGGCUUUGCCUGCGCAGUGAGGGAGACGUGGUGAGGAGACGGGCGAGGGUGGGGAAGGGAUGCCGAGGGAAAGGAAGACGGAAACAGCCGCUAGGAUGGGAGACUAACAAAUGAAGAACAUGUCGACAUCGACAGGUCGGUGCCUGGCUUGGUGUAGGCGUCCAGUCGGCCGCCCACUCGUGUCGACAGCAAUUAAACUGGAUGCUUGUGACAUUGCCUGGGUUCCCCCCGAGGGUUGGUACUUAACCAAAUCAUUCUCGCAUGCCAGGCGAAGCUUUAAUGAUCGAAGCUAUCUGACUUCAGGAGCAAUCAUUACCCUGGUCUCCAUUUUUUUAGUCUUGAGUAUGCGUUAGCUAACACGCAAACACACACACUGAAAUAUGCACACGUGCUUCAUAUGAACAUUGAGACCGUAAUCUAGUUUGUUUUUUGUUGUCUACUUGUUUUUUACUCUUUCGCAAUAUUAAUGCCUACAGCGAAUCAACCAUAAAGCAUUACCAUAUUAAUUAUGGGUGGAAUAGGUUUUGUUAUCAGAUGAACGAUGAGCUAGAAAUGUUAUCGUGAUAAUAUGUUGCAUUAUGGCGCGGUCGUUGCAUUGUUUUAAACUAUUGGUGUUAAACUGCUUUCAUGUGGAUGAGCGCCUAACGCAAGUGGCUGUACAUUUUGUCCCCAUGGAAUUAAAUGGGUUUUCAUUAUGCAGUAAUACUGUUGCUGGAAGUGUUGCUAAGAGGAUGAAUGUAAUGUGCUCCAUUGCUGGGGGAGAGGUGGUAAAGGGAAAACACUCGUGUCAGAAGACGCUAAAAGGUUUAAAUCAUUGAUUUAACUGCUGAUUGACUUUUAUCAAAUUCUGUGAAGACAAAACAAACCUUACGAAUUCAUUUAAUUAAAACUGGGUUCUUG